This is a messenger RNA of Mesorhabditis spiculigera, 2856 nucleotides long. Lineage: Eukaryota; Metazoa; Nematoda; Chromadorea; Rhabditida; Rhabditidae. The record is from the annotation of a GenBank genome assembly.
AUGUUGACCCCUGCAAGCGGCAACCCUUCCGAGGCCGAUGCCCCCUCAAAGGACGGCGCCUCGCAGACGAGAUCCCAGUUCGUUUUGCGGUACUACAUGCGUGAUUCCGAAUGCGUAUCCUAUCCAUACGGCCAUUGCGCUAACGACGAUUCGGAGCCCCGGCUUUUCCGCUACAAGGAGGAAUGCGAGGAUGCUUGCUUGAGUGGGCCCGGAAAUCUGGGGACCCCGAAGGAAACCAAAUCUUCGGAAGCCCCGGAAACGACCCGCUCGACGACACCGACCACGACGACCACCACGGAAUCAGAGUCGGAAUCCGAGGAAUCCAACGAAUCGACUGAAGCACCCCGAACUGAAUGCGAGCGUCGUCGCGCCGCUUCUGGAAGUGGAGGUCUUGUCCGCGGUGGCUGGAUCCCAGAAUGCUCCUCCGAAGAUGGAUCUUUCGAAAAGAUGCAAUGCGAACCGAAUGGCCACUCGUGCUUUUGUGUCGAUCAUCGGGGAAUCGAGCUGCCGAACUCGCGGAUGCGCAGCGGAAAGCCCGACUGCGAGAGCAUCGCCACCGCCGGCGCUCCGCGCACCAAUGAAUGCCAGGGCGGACCCGUGCCUGGCCCGUGCUCCACCUCACUACAAAGGUGGUACUACGACGAAUCGGCGAAGAAGUGCAAGACGUUCCACUACUCGGGAUGCGGCGGAAAUGGAAAUAACUACGCGACGGAACACGCGUGUCACGAUCGCUGUGCCCCCGUUGCCCAAGUGGCCCCGAAAUGCGAGAGAGGCGAGCCUCUGAAAACCGUGACUGGCGCGCCGAUCAACUGCGCAAAGCGCGAUUGCCCCUCCGGCUACGAGUGCUCCACCGUACAGGGAAGCGCCGUCUGCUGUCCACAGAACGACAAGAGUGUGGGAGCCCUGGAUUCUGGACGACCGGCCGUUGGCGGUGACGUCUGCCAGAUGCCAAAGGAGCGAGGACCCUGCGAUCACUACGAGCUACGAUUCUACUACAACCCCGACAAUAAGGAGUGCAAAUACUUUUUCUACGGCGGUUGCGAGGGAAAUGGCAACAAUUUCGAGAAGGUUGAGGACUGCGAGCAGCGAUGCAAUGUUACACGCGCGCCCCGUUUCGGCCACAUCUCGCACCCGCUGAACGCCAACCAGCCUCUGGGUACGGUACCCGGAAUCCGUGUCACUACCACUACUGCUACGACUACGCGACGCUCCGCCACUACCACCACCGCCAAGCCCACUACGGCCGCUAGGACGAGUACCCACUCGCCGACGACCACGACGAAGGCGGCGCCCCUUCAGAAGCUGUUCACCCUCAAGCCCGAGAUGCCCGACGCCGAUUUGGCUCUGCUCGAAGUGAACCGUUGCAAGCACCCGCGCGACGUCGGAACGUGCCGCGGCCAAUUUGUCCGCUGGUUCUUCAACACGGAGAGUCUGGAAUGCGAGGUAUUCACCUACUCUGGAUGUGCCGGAAAUGGCAACAACUUUGCUACGCGUGAAGAGUGCGCACUGACCUGCUCGCGCCUGGCCCCUACUACCGCCCAGCCGCUGCCUGAUACCGUACCCCCAGAGGUGGCCAACGUGUGUCUGCAUGACGUUGAUGCCGGAGAGUGCAAUGGUGUUUUCAAGCGCUUCGCCUUCGACGGCGAGACCGAAAACUGCCGUCCAUUUACCUACGGUGGAUGUGGAGGCAACGGUAACAACUUUGCCACCAUCGACGAGUGCGAGCAAAAGUGUCAUGGCGUUAAGCUGCCAAAGGGUGUCGAGCCCUCAAAGGUGCACACGGGAGUGACGACUGAUGCCCCAAUUCCGCCUACCAUUAAUGUGUGCGAUCAUCCGGUUGAUAAGGGACCUUGUGCUGGAACUUUCCAGCGUUUCGCCUUCGACCAGUUGACCGGUGACUGUCUACAGUUCACGUACGGAGGAUGCGGAGGAAACGGCAACAACUUUGCGUCAGCCACCGAGUGCCGCAAGGAAUGCCUCGACAGGGAGAAGCCCAGCCAGAAAUCCACCACAUCGACAGCUGUGGUCCGGUGCCCGCCAGCGCCGCGCUGCGAAUCCGGCUGCACGCUGUUGAGGGACACGCACGGAUGCUUCACCUGUGAUUGCCCCUCCAGGAGUCUCCCACCAGCCCCAAUCCCCCAAUCGCGUGCCCAGUGCCCGAAGCUGGAUGUUGAUGCCUGUGUCGAGCCGUGCAUCGUCUUCCAGAAUCGCAAGGGAUGCCAGGAAUGCGUGUGCCCGCUACCUACCGGCCCUCAACUUCACCGUCUGCCCGAAAAUCGUGGGCCUCAGACGUUCGAUAAGCGACCCCUCGUCGAGCUCGAACGCCCCACCGUGGCCCCCACGCGUAUCCAGACCCGUGCCCCAGCCACGUUCACGACGACCACCCGCCGAAAUGGACCCCAACCGCCACAGUCGCCGAUGACGAUGACGGAGAAAUGCCUGCAACCGGUCGACCCGGGACCGUGCAGCCACUUUGUCGAUCGGUACUUCUUCGACCCGGCCGACGGACAGUGCCAUCCAUUUAAGUACGGAGGCUGCGCCGGCAACCGUAACCACUUCUUCACGCUCCGCGAAUGCGAGAUCCACUGCGCCCGGUUUAGUCCACACCCAUCACCCGACGCACCGCAGUGGCCUAUGCGCGAGCAUUUUGCCGCUUUUAUCGACACCGGCUAUAUCCCGCAAAUCAACACCCAGUUCAACGACAAAAUCGAAAACCCCGACACGCCACAACUGGCCGAGAUCCCUGAGCAGCACUCGCCCUCAUCCAAAAACACCUGCAAAAAUUGGGCCACCCCGAAAAUGGGACCCAAUUUAUCGCCAUUCAAAUUGAGGACAACCCGAAUCCGGGAGAGAGCU